AGGCCACUCUACGGUCAUGGACUUAACGGACACGCGCACGCAGCGGCCAUUGUAAGUCCUCAAGACCGAAUGUGCACGUGAAGUGUGCCAUUUAGGACAGUGCAGCCGACAUCAAUUUGCAUGACGAUGUAACCUUCACAAAGAGUCAGAGAAUAAAUCUUUUUGGUGAAAUGAUUCAAAAGAUUCGAGUCACUUGAAUGAAUCUCCACCACUACCUGGAAGCAAUCAAGGAAGCCAUGUCGACUCGUGUCGACAGAGGGCGCCGGUUCUCGCUCUCCACUGGCACACGGAAGUAGCCGAUGGGGGUGCUGAAAGUGCUGGUAAUUUUAUCCUCUUUGAUGAGGGUUAACAUCGCACCGCACCGUUCCUCUUGCCGUUUUCACGGGAUCAUGACCAUUUUUAACAAUGGAAUAGUGACCCCUUGUUUGAGCUCGGACGACAUUUGAUUUAACCAAUUUCCAUUUGAAUAACCCCGCUUCGGAAGAAAAUGGAUCAGGAGUUUGAGAACAUCGAUUCAUCUGGACAGUGGCAAAACCUUUAUAAUGAAAUCCGUAACCAGUCUCAGGAGUGUCCCUACAAAGUGGCAAAGUUCCCAGAAAAUCGCAAUAGGAAUAGAUAUAGAGACGUCAGUCCCUAUGAUCACAGUCGGGUGAGAUUAGAAAAUUCAGAGAAUGACUACAUAAAUGCGAGCCUAAUUACCAUGGAGGAGGCCCAGAGAAGGUACAUAUUGACACAGGGCCCACUGAGGAACACUUGUGGUCACUUCUGGCAAAUGAUUUGGGAACAACGCUGCAAAGCAGUUAUUAUGCUUAACAGAGUUAUAGAGAAAGGCUCGGAGAAAUGUGCACAGUAUUGGCCAUCAAAGGAGGAGCGAGACAUGGGUUUUAUUGACACUGGGUUUAUGGUGACUCUGGUGUCUGAGGAUGCCAAACCGAAUUACAAAAUCAGACUGUUAGAACUUAAAAAUGGCAAGACUGGAGAAACCAGAGAGAUCUACCAUUUUCAUUACACAACGUGGCCUGAUUUUGGUGUACCAGAGUCCCCAGCAUCAUUCCUCAACUUCCUUUUCAAGGUUCGAGAGUCUGGCUCAUUGUGGCCAGAGAACGGACCUGCGGUGGUCCACUGCAGUGCAGGAAUAGGAAGAUCUGGGACUUUCUCAUUGGUUGACACCUGCCUUGAUUUGAUGGACAAGAGGAAAGACCCUUCGUCUGUGGACAUACAAAAGGUUUUGUUAGAUAUGAGAGAGUAUCGAAUGGGCCUUAUCCAAACCCCAGAUCAGCUUCGAUUUUCAUAUAUGGCAGUCAUGGAGGGAGCAAAGAGCAUCCUUGGAGACUCAGCUCUACAGGUACCAAGCAUGGUGUGAUUGCAUUAUUACAUUUGAUUUUGAGUAGUAUAGUAAUAAUCAGUGUUGCAUUAAAAAAAAAAA
Molecule: messenger RNA, 1426 nt
Organism: Sinocyclocheilus rhinocerous
Lineage: Eukaryota; Metazoa; Chordata; Actinopteri; Cypriniformes; Cyprinidae
Product: tyrosine-protein phosphatase non-receptor type 1-like
Exons: 7
Coding region: 488-1363 (291 amino acids)
Biological process (GO): negative regulation of ERK1 and ERK2 cascade; negative regulation of receptor signaling pathway via JAK-STAT; peptidyl-tyrosine dephosphorylation
Cellular component (GO): cytoplasm; nucleus
Molecular function (GO): protein kinase binding; non-membrane spanning protein tyrosine phosphatase activity
Source: RefSeq, a predicted model, not a curated record